AUGAAACAGAAUUGGUACAAACCACAUCCAUAUGGAGUGUAUCCACGCGGUAAUGCAACUAAUUCCGACCAAAUUAUGAAUCGCUUUGGGACCCUAUCUAGAUUAUUUCAGAUCGGUUCAUCCAAUGAGCAGGACGAUACAGAGCUUCCUUUUCUGGAGUUGAUGCAACUUUUGAUGUCCUUUAUCGACGUUGAGGGAUUGUGCCGCCUCUCGCGCGCCUGCACUGGCUGGUACGUGAUGGUGCACUGCAGCGAUGCAUUCAAGACAGCUUACACAAGCCUCUUUUCAAACUAUCUGUGUUAUCGCGGCAGUUGGAAAGAAACUGCUAUUCGUGGAUAUCUACGCCACAAUCGGAAGGAUUUAGUGGGAAGGUCUGACGAAUCUUUAUCCUCACAGCAGCGUCACUUAGUAGACACAUGCAUGUCUCGGUGUUCUUCCACAGAGAAUCUUGUAAAGGCUCACCGUCCAGUCCUAUUGAGCCGUUCUUACUUCUGUGAUAAUUUUUUUCAGGCUUGGAUGUGCACUCUAUUGCCACCGACGUAUCAUCUAUGUCCUAUUGCAUCGAGCUCCACAAUUGACCAGAGAGUGUCUGGUUGUCAGAAUGAGAUUCAGGGCGAAGCAGACUCGAUUUUUUCGCUUGAUUCUUCAUCCUCAACACAGCAAUAUAGCUCCAGAUUUAAGCCGGUAGAACGGUGUUCAAAAAUUUCUCGAGACGAGUUUCGCCAAAGAUUCGAGGAACGGAAUGUUCCUGUGGUGAUAACGGAUAUCGCCACAGAGUGGCCAUUCUUUAAGAUUCUAGCGCGUGACUUUAAGAACCUUUCCGUGCAAAAAAAACUUUUGAUGCGGAGUGGGUGUCCCGUGGACAUUCCCUUCCGAUGCGAGCACACAAACAUGAGCCUAGACGAUUACGUGCGGUAUGCCACCGAGCAGACGGAUGAGCGCCCCAUCUACCUCUUCGAUCCCGAGUUUGGCGACGCGCUCGACUUGGAGCGACUCUACACGGUCCCGGCCCACUUCGCGAGGGAUGACUUCUUCUCCACCCUCGGGCCCGAGCGCCGGCCAAAGCACCGCUGGCUAAUCGCCGGUCCUGCGCGCGGCGGGAGCAGUUUCCACGUUGACCCCAACUACACGAGCGCGUGGAACGCCAACCUGACAGGGCGCAAGCGUUGGCUCCUCUUCCCUCCAGGCGUCCCCCCGCCAGGGGUCAUGCCGAGCCCCGACAUGGCCGAGGUCGCGACGCCCCUCUCCCUGACGGAGUGGCUGCUAAACUACUACGACGCAGCCGAGGUGCAGCUGCGGGGCGUCGGCUACGAGUGUAUCUGUGAGCCAGGGGAGAUCAUGUUCAUCCCCAGUGGGUGGUGGCACUACGUGAUCAAUCUGGAGGACUCCGUGGCCAUCACACAGAACUACGUGAGUGAGUGCAACUUGCCGUCGGUGAUCAAGUUCUUACGUCACAUGAAGGGCUCCAUCAGUGGGAUCGACGAGGACGCGGAGGGGACCUCCGAGGCCGCCAUUCAAAAGCGAAGGGAACGUUUUGCGGACGAGUUUGUGGCCGCCAUGCACCGAUGUCACCCAGCCGUUAUUCAACGUGUCGAGGACCAGCUUAAUGAGGAGCAAGAGCACCGAAAACGGAAGCGAAUGCAUCGCGUUGAUUUACUUGAGGGCUCAUCUGAUGGUUUUAAGUUCAACUUCUAA
Messenger RNA from Phytomonas sp. EM1, 1695 nucleotides. The record is from the annotation of a GenBank genome assembly. Lineage: Eukaryota; Euglenozoa; Kinetoplastea; Trypanosomatida; Trypanosomatidae.